GGGAGUAAUGGAGGCAUAGAGGAAUGAUUAAAGAGCUCCAAGCCUCCAACUAUGGCUUCCCCGUUGGCCCCGCUACCCCCCAGACAAAAUCCCACAUAAUCCAAAAUAAUUGGCGGUGCAAAUUCAACAAACUUCAAACUUUUUUUAUUGAUCAAGAAUAAAAUAAACUUAAUUUUAAAAAUAUUUUCUUGUUUAAAAUAAUAAGCGAAUUCCAGCACUUUGAAUAAUCUUCGCGACAUGGUGUCGGUAAUAAUUGGUUUGUUUAAAUUAUCAAAAAGCGGAAGAUUAUUUAAAAAAAAAACCCAAGCAAAAGGGUUAGAAAACUCAAACAUCAGCUUCUUUUUUUCUUCUUCUUAUAGAGAUUCACAUAUCUUGAGCUUCUUUGGAAUUGUUCGACUGCCAAUUUCUAGUUUGGGCUUAUUUAGUUGUUAAUUAGUUUCAUAAAUUCUUUUAUCGAGUUUGUUAAUUUUGCUGAAUCAAGGAGUUGAAGGAUAGUUUGGUUUUGGAAAAUCUGGGAUUUAUUCUUGGUGUGGUAAGUGGCUAGAGGAGGGGAUCGGUUCGGUUACUUUUUAUGAUAACGAGGUUUUGAAGCGAAAAUGUGGAGCCUAUGGAGUCGUUGAUUUGAUUGAGAAAAAGGGGUAUACUUUGCUUGAUUUGAUCUGGAUUGAGCUGAAGGUUGAUUAGUGUUUUAAUUUUAGCAAUUGGAGAAGAACCACUUUUCCGGCCGAUUGAGAAGCUGGGGCUUUCUGUGUUUCUGGUUUUGGAAUCUGGGUCGUGGAGUUUUCGUGCGUUCAGUCUCACUGGUUUGAAUCGGCAUUGUGGCUCUGAGGAGUUUGAGUGGAAAAUCUCCAUUUCAAUUUGUUGUUGGCAGCUUUUCAACCAGUCAAGAAGAUAAAAAAGCGAAUCUAUUUACGGUGCAAUAAGAUCGAAUAGUGUUUGUGAAGCUGGGCGGCUUGGAUGUGCAAGAGUCUGUUUUAUUAUACAGAUAGUAACUAUAACUCAAAAGGUUUUUACCAAGUAACAUCUGAUUCUGGGAGAUGGGUUGUGAGUCCUCCAAACUCAUGCCCUGUUGCUCGAAUUCACAAGUGAAGGCAUCGGUUCUUGAAGUGCCUGAUGUUGAGGAUGAGGAGAAGAGCGAGCUUAGCCACUUGCCUAGAUUCCGGGAAUUCACAUUUGAUCAACUUAAAAAUGCUACUUCAGGAUUUGCAGUGGAAAAUAUUGUAUCUGAGCAUGGAGAGAAAGCUCCAAAUGUUGUUUACAAAGGGAAGCUGGAAAAUCAGAUGAGGAUUGCUGUCAAACGCUUCAAUAGGAUGGCUUGGCCUGAUGUUCGGCAGUUUUUGGAGGAAGCAAGAUCUGUUGGUCAGCUCCGCAACCUGAGAUUGGCAAAUUUACUUGGUUGUUGUUGUGAAAAUGAUGAACGGUUGCUUGUGGCAGAAUAUAUGCCUAACGAAACUCUGGCAAAACACCUUUUUCAUUGGGAAACGCAACCUAUGAAAUGGGCAAUGCGACUAAGGGUUGUUCUACAUCUUGCUGAAGCAUUAGAAUACUGUACAAGCAAAGGGCGUGCCCUUUAUCAUGAUCUUAAUGCUUACAGAAUUUUGUUUGACGAGGAUGUUAAUCCUAGGCUCUCAAGCUUUGGCCUGAUGAAAAAUAGUAGGGAUGGAAAAAGUUAUAGCACCAAUCUGGCAUUCACCCCUCCUGAGUAUCUCAGAACUGGGAGAGUCACAUCAGAAAGUGUAAUAUAUAGCUUUGGCACUCUUUUGCUUGACCUUAUCAGUGGGAAGCAUAUUCCUCCCAGCCAUGCCCUUGACCUUAUUCGGGACAGGAAUCUUCAGAUGCUGACCGAUUCUUGCUUGGAACAACAGUUGUCCGAUGAUGAUGGGACUGAGUUGGUACGUUUGGCUUCCCGAUGUUUGCAGUAUGAACCUCGAGAACGGCCGAAUCCAAAGUCGCUAGUGGCUGCUUUGACUCCACUUCAGAAGGAAACAGAGGUUCCUUCUCAUGUGUUGAUGGGUGUUUCACAUAGUGCUUCAUUCUCUCCCCUGUCUCCACUUGGUGAGGCAUGCUCAAGAAGGGACUUGACUGCCAUACAUGAGGUCUUGGAAAGUAUUAGCUACAAAGAUGACGAAGGAGUGGCAAAUGAGCUCUCUUUUCAAAUGUGGACCGACCAAAUGCAGGAAACUUUGAAUUCAAAGAAAAAGGGUGAUACUGCUUUUCAUCAGAAAGAUUUUAGAGCCGCAAUUGAGAAUUAUACACAGUUUGUUGAUGGUGGAACCAUGGUUUCUCCAACGGUUUAUGCACGCCGUAGUUUAUCUUAUCUCAUGGGUGACAUGCCUCAAGAAGCUCUGACUGAUGCAAUGCAAGCUCAGAUCGUUUCCCCUGUAUGGCACAUUGCUUCUUAUCUCCAGUCUGCUGCUCUUGCUGCACUUGGAAUGGAGAAUGAAGCGCAAGCAGCUCUUAAGGAGGGUGCAAUUCUUGAAGCAAAGAGGAAUGAGCCUGCUGGACAUAAGUGAAUGUGGAAGUGGAAAUUCUCAUUCUCACUCAUCUCAUUGUGGUGGUCCACAUAUGAAGAUUACAAUUGUUAUUGAUUGCAAGGUUUUGCUUCCAGGCGGGGCACUCCUUCCAUAUGGCACUAACUUAUUCUCAGAUAAUUCUCUGAGAACCGAGUGUCAUUGGAUUUCGGACAAACAAUAUUUUGAUGGUUGUGGGUUUUUUGCAAAUUUUUAUGUGUGGUCUAGAAAGUUUAUUGUUAUUGUGUUUACAAUUUCUUUGAUUGUGCUUUUGCAUCUGCUGCCACUAAAAUGAAAAAAAAGGUGAAAAAUUAGUGUGAAGAGAUUUUUCAACGUGUUGUAAUUUUUGUAUAGAUAGCAUGCCUGGUUUCUUCUUGCUGAUGUAAAAUUGUUGGUUUUGGAUUAUUGUCUUCUUUAAACAAUUGCAGAAAUAAAAUUCAUUUGUCUCCA
Molecule: messenger RNA, 2960 nt
Organism: Juglans microcarpa x Juglans regia
Lineage: Eukaryota; Viridiplantae; Streptophyta; Magnoliopsida; Fagales; Juglandaceae
Product: serine/threonine-protein kinase BSK3-like
Exons: 11
Coding region: 1038-2513 (491 amino acids)
Biological process (GO): protein phosphorylation; brassinosteroid mediated signaling pathway
Molecular function (GO): protein kinase activity; ATP binding; protein binding
Source: RefSeq, a predicted model, not a curated record